Messenger RNA from Myotis lucifugus (little brown bat), 2491 nucleotides. It is a transcript of the gene DDX17, whose product is annotated as DEAD-box helicase 17. The record is from RefSeq and is a predicted model, not a curated record. The transcript is spliced from 13 exons. Bases 328 to 2283 code for a protein of 651 amino acids. Gene Ontology annotation, cellular component: nucleus; ribonucleoprotein complex; cytoplasm. Gene Ontology annotation, biological process: alternative mRNA splicing, via spliceosome. Gene Ontology annotation, molecular function: RNA helicase activity; RNA binding; ATP binding. NCBI's taxonomy places the organism in Eukaryota, Metazoa, Chordata, Mammalia, Chiroptera, Vespertilionidae.
GGCCUCAGCGCCGGCCGCCAUUUUGUGCAGUCGCCGGGAAGGAAGGAGACGCCUAAACCGCGGCCCUGCCGGGUUUGAGCGUAGCCAAACCUGCCCACUGACUUUAUCACCCCGAUUCUCUGUGGUUUGCUACCGUCUCCGACGAGAGAGGCGGCGACGGUGGCGUCUGCGACGGGAGAUAGCGCGUCGGAGCGAGAGAGCGUCGCGCCUGCCGCCGCCCCAACAGCGGAGGCGCCGCCGCCAUCGGUCGUCACCAGACCGGAGCCGCAGGCCCUCCCGAGCGCGGCCAUCCGUGCCCCGCUCCCAGACCUCUACCCAUUUGGGACCAUGCGCGGAGGCGGCUUUGGGGACCGGGACCGGGAUCGUGACCGUGGAGGAUUUGGAGCAAGAGGUGGUGGUGGCCUUCCCCCAAAGAAAUUUGGUAAUCCUGGGGAGCGUUUACGUAAAAAGAAGUGGGAUUUGAGUGAGCUCCCCAAGUUUGAGAAGAACUUUUAUGUGGAACAUCCAGAAGUGGCAAGGCUGACUCCAUAUGAGGUUGAUGAACUACGCCGUAAGAAGGAGAUUACAGUGAGAGGGGGAGAUGUUUGUCCUAAACCUGUUUUUGCCUUCCAUCAUGCUAACUUCCCACAAUAUGUAAUGGAUGUAUUGAUGGAUCAGCAUUUCACAGAACCAACUCCGAUUCAGUGCCAGGGAUUUCCAUUGGCUCUUAGUGGCCGGGAUAUGGUGGGCAUUGCUCAGACUGGCUCUGGGAAGACAUUAGCGUAUUUGCUGCCUGCAAUUGUUCAUAUUAACCAUCAGCCAUACUUGGAAAGGGGAGAUGGUCCAAUCUGUCUAGUUCUGGCUCCUACAAGAGAGCUUGCCCAGCAGGUACAGCAGGUGGCUGAUGACUAUGGCAAAUGUUCAAAAUUGAAGAGUACUUGCAUUUAUGGAGGUGCUCCUAAAGGUCCCCAGAUUCGAGACUUGGAACGAGGUGUUGAGAUCUGUAUAGCUACUCCUGGGCGCCUGAUAGAUUUCCUGGAGUCAGGAAAGACAAAUCUUCGCCGAUGUACUUACCUUGUACUGGAUGAGGCUGACAGAAUGCUUGAUAUGGGUUUUGAACCCCAGAUCCGUAAAAUUGUUGACCAAAUCAGGCCUGAUAGGCAGACAUUGAUGUGGAGUGCGACCUGGCCAAAGGAAGUGCGACAGCUUGCGGAGGACUUCCUUCGCGAUUACACCCAGAUCAACGUGGGCAACCUGGAGCUGAGUGCCAACCACAACAUCCUCCAGAUCGUGGAUGUCUGCAUGGAAAGUGAAAAAGACCACAAGUUGAUCCAACUCAUGGAGGAAAUAAUGGCUGAAAAGGAAAAUAAGACAAUAAUAUUUGUAGAGACAAAGAGACGCUGUGAUGACCUCACUCGAAGGAUGCGCAGAGAUGGUUGGCCAGCUAUGUGUAUCCAUGGAGACAAGAGUCAACCAGAAAGAGAUUGGGUACUUAAUGAGUUCCGUUCUGGGAAGGCUCCCAUCCUCAUCGCCACAGAUGUAGCCUCCCGUGGGCUAGAUGUGGAAGAUGUCAAGUUUGUGAUCAACUAUGACUAUCCAAACAGUUCCGAGGAUUAUGUGCACCGCAUUGGCCGAACAGCCCGUAGCACCAACAAGGGCACGGCCUACACCUUCUUCACCCCGGGAAACCUCAAGCAGGCCAGAGAGUUGAUCAAAGUGCUGGAAGAAGCUAAUCAGGCUAUCAAUCCCAAACUGAUGCAGCUGGUGGACCACAGAGGAGGCGGCGGAGGAGGGGGAGGUCGUUCUCGAUACCGGACCGCUUCUUCAGCCAAUAACCCCAAUCUGAUGUAUCAGGAUGAGUGUGACCGGAGGCUUCGAGGAGUAAAGGAUGGUGGCCGGAGAGACUCUGCAAGUUAUCGGGAUCGUAGUGAAACCGAUAGAGCUGGUUAUGCUAACGGCAGUGGCUAUGGAAGUCCAAAUUCUGCCUUUGGAGCACAAGCAGGCCAAUACACCUAUGCUCAGGGCACCUAUGGUGCAGCUGCUUAUGGCACCAGUGGCUAUACAGCCCAGGAAUAUGGCGCUGGCACUUACGGGGCUAGUGGCGCCACCUCAGCUGGGAGAAGUUCACAGAGCUCUAGCCAGCAGUUUAGUGGGCUAGGCCGGUCUGGAGCAGCACCACAGCCACUGAUGUCACAGCAGUUUUGUAAAGCCUCCUGGACUUCUAGUAUGAAAGGUAAUGGGGUAGAAGGUUAUUAUUUUUUUUUUUACCUUCUUUUUUCUUUUUUCCCCUCCUCCUUCACGUAAAUGAACCACUCAAGUGGUAGUGACUUGUGCAGACUUACUACAUUUAAAGGAACGCUGUCUUUCCCUUUUUUUCUGUUCCCCUUCUCUUUUUAAACGCCCCCCCCCCCCAACCAUUGUGGUUUGUCUUUUAUGCAGAUUAGUUAGAAUUCACUGGCAGGGUUCUUCUGCCCGCCCAAUUGAUCCAGUCUGUAAUAGUUUUUGUAAAAAA